AUGAGGCCAAUCCUGUUGCCGGAUCCACCCAGUCUAUCUACCGGCGUACCUGAGAUUUUCGAGCAAGGCGGAGCUCAGAACGUCGUCAGACGCGCCGUCGUCAUUGGAAACGGUUUCCCUGGCUCCGAUAAUCAGUGUAUCGGUCUCGUUCGUGCGCUCGGCUUGGCCGAAAAUCCCCUGCUCUACCGAGUUACAAGGCCUAAAGGAGGGAUAAAUGAGUGGCUACACUGGCUCCCAGUUGGUUUUCACAAGAAGCUGGAAUUUAUCCUCAGGCAUAUAUAUCUCUACUCCAGAUUGAUGCUUAGGUCCAAACAAAGUAAAUACAUCGCAUCUGUGCCCUCAGAGAAUGGUGGCGGUGUAGGCUUGUCGUCUAUUCUAGAGGCUGACGUGAAGAAGAUUGUGACCAUGGCUCGUGGGACAUAUGAAAAGGAUGGCCCGUUGGUAGUGAUUGCAUGUGGGAGAGAUACAGUUUCUAUUGCUAGCUCGAUAAGGCGUCUGGCUUCUGAAAACGUCUUCGUUGUUCAGAUACAACAUCCCAGAUCACACUUAAAUAGGUUUGACAUGGUGAUCACGCCUCGUCACGACUACUAUCCUCUAACCCCCGAAGCGCAAGAGCAGAUUCCUAGAUUUCUGCGUAGGUGGAUAACUCCUCGUGAACCACCUCAGGAUCACGUUGUCUUGACUACUGGAGCUCUACACCAGAUCGAUUAUGCGUCACUCCGUAAAUCAGCUAGUGCCUGGCAUGAUGAGUUUGCUGCUCUUCCAAAGCCCUUAGUUGUGGUUAACAUUGGCUGGCCUAGACGUAACUGUCGGUAUGGAGCAGACAUCGCAAAGCAGCUAACAGACGCCCUUCUUAGUGUCCUUGCCACCUGUGGAAGUGUCAGAAUUGCUCUCUCAUACAAAACCCCUGAAAAGGUUUCAAGAGUAAUUAUCAAAGAACUAGGAGAUAACCCAAAAGUUUUUAUUUGGAACGGCGAAGAACCAAAUCCUUACAUGGGACAUUUAGCGUGGGGUGAUGCCUUUGUAGUGACAGCAGAUUCUGUCAGUCUCAUAAGCGAAGCCUGUAGCACCGGGAAACCAGUGUACGUAGUUGGAGCCGAUCACUGUAAAUGGAAGAUUGCAGAUUUCCACAAGUCUUUGAGGGAGCGAGGAGUCAUCCGCUCGUUUGCGGGUUUCGAAGAUAUGUCGGAAAGUUGGAGUUAUCCGCCAUUGAAUGACACAGCAGAGGCAGCUACGAGAGUACGGGCUGCAUUAGCUGCACGUGGAUGGAGUAUACGCUCUUGA
Microthlaspi erraticum is the source of this 1284-nucleotide messenger RNA. NCBI's taxonomy places the organism in Eukaryota, Viridiplantae, Streptophyta, Magnoliopsida, Brassicales, Brassicaceae. The record is from the annotation of a GenBank genome assembly.